UUUCAGAUCCGUAGCCGGUUCAAGGUUGGUGUCUCGUUGAAAGUGGAGAGAGAGAGAGAGAUAGAGAGAGAAUUAUUUUAGGGCAACAAAAUCAGUUUCCUUGGGGCGCCAUCUUCCUCAGCAAAAUCAUUUACAGAUCUCUGUGUCGAUUGCUUCUCAAUAGUUGGGCUGAUCGUUUUUUGGUCUUCCUAGCUGGCGAUUUUUGGUGAUGCUGCUGCUGUUUUUCAGAAAUGGAGUUCAGUUAUAGAGGAAUCAGAUGAAGUGGAUGAGUGCACGUACCAGGGACGAACUAAUGCUUCUUUGGAUGAAUUCGGGAUUUUGGAUGUGGAAAUAGUGAAAUUGAAGAAAGUUCAAGUUGCGUGUAUAGACAGUCGGCGUAUUACUGUCGGACCUUUUUGACUCGUGUUGUAGAAACCUUAGUAGAACUUCGCUUGUAGAUCGGAGCUGAGGAAGUGCGAUCUCAAGAUUUGCUUGAUAUGGAGACGCUUGUUGUUAUCGCUCGCAACCAGGCAUGCAGAAGAAGCAAGGCACAUAUCUCUGAUGGGUUCGAAAUUUCUCCUUCAAGUGGAUUCAAAGGGAUCAACUGCCGGACCUUCCAGUCCGGUUGCGGAAUUCUUCCUUCUCCUGCACCGAUUUUACCUUCUUAUAGCAAUGCCCUGGAGCUCAAAAGCUCGGGAAUCCGAUCAGAAACCCCAAAACCAACCGGGAAAAGCAACCCUAUUACAAUUAGCCCUAACUCAUCCCUAAAAUUUUCCGUCUUCUGUGAUGAAAUCUCUUGCUCUGAGCUCUGGGCUGGUCCUACAUACUCGAACUCCCCACCUCCGAGUUCACUUCCCAUCCCUAAGUUCUCUCUCCGCCCGAAAAGAAGUGUUUCACUUGACCUUCCUGAUCUGGGCUCUGACACUGAGCUUAAGCCGGUGGCUAAGUCUGCUCCGGCUUCGCCUGGAAGGGAUUCCCCCCUAUCCCAUGCUAAUGAUUUCUUUUAUUGUACUGCUUCUGCGACACAAAAUCUACGACGGAUUCUCAAUCUAGAUCUUGGGAACUGAGGUCUUGAGGAUUUGGGUUUCUUUAGUUUUGCAAGGCGCUGGUGCGGUUGUAGUUUUUUCGAUAACUUGUAUGUACAAAUUGUGAAUAACUUGUUGGGUGGUGUGGCUUCUUACCUAUCGGGAUAGUCCUGUCGAAACAACUUUAAAAGGUUAUUUAAAGUAGCAGUGAGGUUGAUGUCUAGCUCAAUGCUUAAUCAUAAAUUAGGCUGUGGCUCUGUCUGGUAAUGGGUGUUUCUCUGCCUGCUGAGAUUUCUACCCUUUAAGUUUCUCUAUCCUUGGCUUAAAUCACUUGUUUUUCAAUUUUAUUAUAAAUUCCUAGUAGUUUGAUAUGAGUCUAUGCCACAUGAUCCCUGUACAUGUCUUUGUCUCAGUAGAACAAGUAGGAUUCUUUGCAUAUCAGGAGUAAAAGUCGAGUCUUUAGUUUAUCAUCUAGGUUGCUUUCCUUGGUUAUGUAUCAUUCCUCUUCCCUUGUUCUUCUCUGCUUGUUUCUCUUUCUUUCUCACCUCAGUCUUUUUGCCUUCCUAAGGCUUCCCGUAUCCCUGGCCACUUUUUCUGGUUUUUUGUAAAGGAAAAGUUGGGAGGGUGAAAGAAUGACUACACUUCUAUUUUCUAUGUUUUUUUUUUCUUCUUGCAUAUAGGCCAUAGCUGCUGUUCUUUUGCUUGUGUCCUUUUUUUCCCAACUCCACAGAAUUCUAGCUUCAUCAUUCACCUUAGAACUUUCAGUUCCAUGUUCGUCUUCAUCUUCUGCUAUUUUGUAGCAGAAGCUUCCUCUUCUAUUUCUAAGUUUCAGAGUCCCCCUGUUCGUAGUUCUGUGGUUCCAAGUAUUAUCUUCAUGGAGUUCGGCUUAAAAAACUCUUCAUAUCAAGAUCUCUACCGAAGAAUGCAAUGUGGUGCUGGUUCUUCCAUAAGACGGAUCUAAGUAUUUCAGGCGGUAAUGUAAUCCGUUGUCAUUUUACCCUUCAUGAAUAACUGCUAUCUGUUGCUCCUUGUAUUUUACAAGGAAGUUGAUGAGUUUAUCUGUAAAAUUGCUAUCCUCGGAUGCAAUUAGAUUUGAAUUUUAGUUUAUGUUUUCAUCUAUGUUGUAUGCUUCAUUGUUAACUGAGAUACUAUUCAGUUUGACUUUCACUCUAAGUGCUACCUUUUUUAAGUUGAUCAUAUACGACUGAUUUACAGCAUUGAUCUUA
Dendrobium catenatum is the source of this 2230-nucleotide messenger RNA. RefSeq lists its product as uncharacterized. NCBI's taxonomy places the organism in Eukaryota, Viridiplantae, Streptophyta, Magnoliopsida, Asparagales, Orchidaceae. The record is from RefSeq and is a predicted model, not a curated record. Bases 477 to 1046 code for a protein of 189 amino acids. The transcript is spliced from 4 exons.